Messenger RNA from Phlebotomus papatasi, 1976 nucleotides. RefSeq names its product 28S ribosomal protein S15, mitochondrial (gene bonsai). Gene Ontology annotation, biological process: translation. Gene Ontology annotation, molecular function: structural constituent of ribosome. The transcript is spliced from 3 exons. Bases 52 to 879 code for a protein of 275 amino acids. NCBI's taxonomy places the organism in Eukaryota, Metazoa, Arthropoda, Insecta, Diptera, Psychodidae. The record is from RefSeq and is a predicted model, not a curated record. Gene Ontology annotation, cellular component: ribosome.
UACUGUCAUUAGGUCAGCUGGGUAGCUCACUCGUGCGUGCAGUCGUCCAGGAUGAGUUUGUUGAAGAAAAUUGUUCCUUUUUCGGGUAAUUCCUGGAUUUUUGUGCGUCACUAUGCAUUUAAACCCGAAUUACCCAUCAAAUGGGUACGUCCAGAAAAGAUUUGCUGCACACGUCCUGAAAAGAGUGGAGAUAUGGCUCCCAGUCCACCGGUGGAUCUUUCCCUACCAGUGACGGAGUACAGAGAUUGCAAAAGUCUCGAGGAAGCAGAUGAAACUGUGAAGAAACUAUUUUCACUGGAGAGUUUUCCUGGCAAGAAGACAGGACAUCAUUUGCGAAAUAUUAUGAGGGAAGAAGUGCAGAGACAUCCUCUCGAUGUCGGAUCAAUGGAGGCCUUGAUUGCCGAUCAGACGGCUAGAAUUAGGCGUCUGCAGGAGAUUUUUGCAGCCCAUCCGCGUAAUCGGGUACUUAAGGUGUAUCUGAAGGAGUUGAUAGACAAGAGAAAGUGCUUUUUGAAGUACAUGAGACGAUGGGAUUACAGAAGAUUCGAAUGGCUUCUGGAAAAACUCGAUAUCGUGUACAAAGCUCAUCCGGCUGAAUAUGUUCUAGUGGGCAGGAAGUAUGCUAUAAGGAAACUCACAGACAGCCACUGUAAUGAGAUCAGGGAGAAUAAAUUGGAGGAUUAUCGAAAGGAACUUGAGUCGCAGCAAGUGGAAUUCCUCGAGAAGAAAAUCAAGAAUUUGGAGUUUAUCAAGAAGGAGCAGGAAACACUCAAGUUACCUCAGACAGUCACGGAGGAACAAAUAAAUCAAGCCAGACAAAAGUUGUCCCAGGCCAUAAUGCAGCAAAAAGCCACCACAGCAGCCUCCAAAGGUCACUAAGAGCCGGAAGCAUCAAUCUUUUACCGUGACAGGUUGCAUCGAUUGAAAAUUAACUAUUAUGGCAAGGAAUGGGGGAGUGUUUUUUGUGUGAAAUGAUGAUACAUCCCAGAGUUACGCUAAAGGAUUAACGAAAUAUUUCAUGACAUUUUACCAUUCUCACCACAUGAGCAUUCCACUGUGUGGUGUUGUAUCUCUAAAUAACCAUCAAGCCACAGUGCUAUAUAGCGAGGCGUGAGAAAAAUCGUAUAUAUAUAUAUAUAUUUGAAAAUAUUCGGGAAAGUAGAGAAGGAGCUUUGGUAACUGCGUAGUUUGAGGUAACAAGCCGAAGGAAAUACAUCGUGAUUUUUUGUUGUUGUAGAGUUUUAGACUCAACCCUGCAAAGUAAAAAAAAUAUCUACAUAACUCUAUACCUAAAGAAAAAAGAAAGAAGCAAGUAAAAGUGAGUGUGUUGGACAUUUUCUUGGGGUGGUAUAGUUUUUGAUAGAAAGAAUUGAGUGACUUGUUUGUUUCCUUUUCAAUAUUGAACUGAAGGUGCCACCGUUCACAUGCUAAAUUAUCGUUUGGUGUCAACACAUUUCCUCAAACAGCCGUAGUUUGUGUGAAGAUUUGAGCAAAAAUGUGCAGAGAUCGCGAUAUGUUGUAAGAUAUUUUCCCCAAAACUGCCAUUUGAAUUGAAUGAGACAUUUUACAAAAGAAGAAAAAAAAAGACGGAGAAGAAAUAUAGUGUUUGUGUGAUUUUCCAAAGAAAACAAAAACAAAAGAAGUUGGAUGUUUUUGAAAAUAUACUAUAAAGAGGGAAUUUUUGCAACACAUUUGUGAAUUGAUCUACAAGCACAAUAUCUGCACAAUUUGUUCAGUACAUCGAGAGAGAGAGAGUGUGUUGAUCACACAUAAAUUAAGCUCUUGAUUUGACAUUGGAAAUCAGCCCCCGGAUCCGGGCACGAUCCUGAGAUUAAUUCUCUCUGUGUCACGGGCGUUCAUUGGCGAUCAACUCGCUAGAAGAUCAUCCGAAGAGCGCUAAAACGUGAAAAUUGGCACAUAGGAAGUGUGCAUUGCUAGAGGCCAAAGAGUGUCGCAGAAUCUUUUAUUGAAAAGAA